AUGGAUACCACAGAUAUACUUUAUGAUGACCACCGACACCUACGAAUAUUAAAUGAUGCAUAUCUUGGCCAUGCACGUGUGCCCCUUGAAAGCCUGUACUAUCAAAAUUCCGGUGGUCGAGUUUUCAGUGAGUUAAAUAAAGAACGUCUUUUGGAAAUCUACAGCAAUGCGGGCUGUGAACGAAUGACUGCGCCGCAUUUUAUUAUGGCCUUGAUAUCUCCUGUCGAGCUGGAUAAAUAUCUUAAAGCCAACAGCAUGUCGCGAUCGUCUCUAAGCCUAGGAGAAAUGCCAUUCCUUCGACUGCCUAGUAGUCCCACUUUGCACGCAUUAUCAGGAAGGCAUCGGUGGGAAGCUGCAAAGGAAUUCUAUACCACCCCACAGGACCGCUGGUGGGCUGUCGUGCUCUUUAACAAAGAAAUGGUGCCCCCAGAGUGCUUAGUCACAAUUGCUGAGGAGUAUGACAAUUCAAUGCCAUAUCCUGAUGGCGAAAUAUAUGGACAUGUCCGGACAUACCAGCUCUUAGGCCGACGAAGGCAAGCGGCCAAAUGGAUCAAUAGAAUCUCUUCUGGCUCUAAAAGGAGGGAUUUCUGGCGUCUACUUCAGAAUCCGUCGUAUAGACCGUUCUGUGAUGCGCUUGAUAUGCUUUGCAGAUACCCCGCUGUUCUUGCAUCAUUCAGUCUGGGAAAUAUUCGUCGAUUUUUCAGAAUGAAAUGUGCGGAGGAACUAGCUGCAUCUAUUAAACAUAUCUAUUAUGCGUGGAUGGAGAUCAUGGGUGAGCUCCCCGGCCAACUUCUGGAUGCCGGUUCAGUCAACCGCCUCCAGGGUCGUUCCCCAAAAUGGUCGUCCAGUGAUGCAAGCUAUGUCGAUAGCUUAUUUGCUAGUGGGCAGCUCUUUACAAACAUACACGAUCCUAGCCAACGCUCGUGGCUGAGAGAUAGACUAUUUUCGUUUAACGGUCUGAUCCCCUCAAUCAAGACUUUCUUGGAGAACACCAAGUUCUUGGAGCCUGCGGCUAUAUCAUUGAGGGCUCUUCUUCCGAGAAGGUUUACGGGCACAUUACGUCAGCAGAUGCUACAACACUUCAAGGCAUCGAAGAAGGAAUUCUGGCCUGCAUACCAACGCAUUUGGCUUACAGCUCUACGUCUAUUUCCUUACCUGACGACAUUUAAGCCUCUUCAAGAUAAAAGAGGCUACCGAGAAGAGUACGCUGGUGAUUACUGGUGCAUCCUGGCCAAAUCUGCAUUAGAGUUUGGCUUUAACUCCCCAAAGAUUGGACAGAUAGCGAAAAAAUUAGGAGAUUCAAAUGUUUCACUCCACAUUGCCAGAAACCCACAAAUCUUUACUAAUGAAGGACAGCGAUGGAGAUUAAGGCAGAGAUGCGGCAUGCCUACAGAGAGUACAUUCAACAGUCUAAGUCCCUAUCUUUGUUUGGAAAAUAUGCGAUGCACAUUACACCUACAGCCAGGUGCAACAGACAUCUCUGCAUUUGCUGUGGCCCGUGAAGCGUUCCUGUCUUUUUUUAAUGAGCCUGAUCAAGAUACACACGCAUCUCCUGAGACCAAUGGCCAGUUAAACGCUACACCUGUUGGUUUGUCCCCUUCUACACAGCAAGCCGAUGACCAGGAAAUAUUGCCCGAUGCGCAAAAUCCCCCUUCUACAACGCUUACGGAAUGCCCUCCUAUCUCAAGCCAAAGAGGUGACAUGGUACUGCCAGAUGCGUUAAACUUGACACACACUGUUUCACCUGAGAAAGAGCUGAGCCUACAGUUAGCUCUCCCUGUGCCGCCCUUUGACCAAUCUGGCAACCUGCCUCGGGAUUCCCGCGCAGUGACACCAUUUCCAACAUUAUCUACCAAUCAUGAAUUAAUGAGUUCAGGAGCUGAUCUUUGGGAAGCAUCGGUAAUCAAGGAGUUUGAGAAAAUGAGACCGAGCGAAAUAAGAAAUCACCUCAAACAACUAAGCUCUCCCUACGGCAUCUAUUUUUACGAUGAAUGUUUAUUAUAUCAUUUCCAGGCUGAAGCUCUAGCCCAUCUAGAAAGCUUCAUGCGUGACAAGCAAGCGGGGUGGUGGCUUGCAAAGUACGACGGCGAAAAUCUUAUUACAUUUGAUCCAGCAGAUGUAAAAUACAUUAUAGAGACGGAACAUGUGGUCGUAUGUGGAAAAGGUAGAAGUUACUUUGAAGCCCAACGGGAUGAAGAAGCCCAGCUGCUAUGA
This is a messenger RNA of Aspergillus affinis, 2214 nucleotides long. RefSeq lists its product as uncharacterized. Lineage: Eukaryota; Fungi; Ascomycota; Eurotiomycetes; Eurotiales; Aspergillaceae. Bases 1 to 2214 code for a protein of 737 amino acids. The transcript has a single exon. The record is from RefSeq and is a predicted model, not a curated record.